Seriola aureovittata is the source of this 3485-nucleotide messenger RNA. It is a transcript of the gene il23r, whose product is annotated as interleukin 23 receptor. The transcript is spliced from 17 exons. Gene Ontology annotation, cellular component: CRLF-CLCF1 complex; signaling receptor complex; external side of plasma membrane. The record is from RefSeq and is a predicted model, not a curated record. Gene Ontology annotation, biological process: positive regulation of tyrosine phosphorylation of STAT protein; cytokine-mediated signaling pathway. NCBI's taxonomy places the organism in Eukaryota, Metazoa, Chordata, Actinopteri, Carangiformes, Carangidae. Bases 513 to 3308 code for a protein of 931 amino acids. Gene Ontology annotation, molecular function: cytokine receptor activity; cytokine binding.
CGAUCACUUUACGAAGUGCUGGCAGCAGCACAUUUAAUGAGAGCAGCUGACAUUUAAAGUCAUCUGAACGUUUGUGGUGAUGAAAAACAGACAUCUGAAGUAGAACACCAAAGUCUGAAGGUUCAACGUCUUUGCCAAAAUACCACCAAACUAGGUCACUGGCCUCUUUUAAAGAUGUUUCAUUUGCACAAAGGAGAUGAUUUUAGUCAGAUGCGUCUCACAAAGCCAGUAAUCCCUCAGAAAAUGUGACUACAGCUAAAACCUUGUCAGUCCGUGUCUUGAUAAGAACACCCUUAUCUAAAGGUAUCUGCCACAGCACGUGUAUCAUAGAGGCUGUUAUUACUGGAGCUGCUUGUCUUAUCAGCUACAAAUUUGCAUUUGAAAAAAAUGAGAAGUUCAACAUAGCACUGCGUCUCCUCCUCAUGUUAGACAGAGCCUUCUCCUGUUCGCAGAUGGCUGAGGUGCUGAUUCAUCCUAAAUGGGUUCUUUGAGAUUAACAAAGAUGAGCUGAGAUGAAUCUCCCCUCAACAAUUUGGGAAUGCAUACUCAUACUUCUCUUCAAUUUUUCCAUCCAGCGUUGCCCCCUGCUCCCUGCUGGCUGCCAGCAUUUCAACGACCUUGGCUACCUGACAGUAGAGCCAGCCCCGCUCUUCCUCGUGGGUUCAAACCUGACAGUGUACUGCCACACCACAGAAUGUCAACCGAGGUCCACAAUAUCCCUGGAGCUGAACGGUGAGGCUGUCAAGGCUUGGAAGAAAUUCAACUGCACCGUGGUGAUGUUUAAUCUGCCGAGGGUCUGGGUGCCACAAUCUCAAGUGGUCUGCAAGCUGAAGAAGGAUCAGUUGUCUUAUAUUGUCAAUGGACUGGACCUACAUGGUGGGCUCCCUCCUGAUAAGCCUGAAAAUAUUUUCUGUGAAACAACAAGGUCAGACUUUAUAAACUGUUCAUGGGAGCGUGGACAGGAAACGCACCUCUCUACUAACUACAGCAUUUCAGUCAACAGAGAAAAUGGGACCCAGAUACAUUCAGCUCAGAUCCAGGAUGCUGAAGCAAUCACAAUACCACAAGGAAUUUUAGAUGAAAACACUAAGUACCGGCUGUUCAUCACUGCUUACAACCACUUUGGAGCAUCUCAGUCUGAUCCAUUCAUCAUGCGUGUAAAGGAUAUUGUGAUACCUGAGACCCCUCAUAUUACACGGAUAGAGUUUGGGAACAGCUCUAUAGCAGCCGUGUUGCAGUGGAAAACCACUGAAUCCUCGGUGCAUCUCAAACCGUACAUCCGGCUCCGCGCACGUAAUGGUUCUGUGGAAGUGAGAGAGGGAGCAGAGCUCAGUGAGGGUCUGAUAAGAGCAGACGACUUGAAGCCUCUGACUGAAUAUGAGUUCCAGAUGAGAACAUGUCGUUCAGCGUCAGGGCUGACCCAUGCCAGCACGCCCAGCUCCAUGCCCAGGUCGACCUCCAGCAAAAGGUCACUCUGCAGCAGAUGGAGCCCACCUGUGAUGGGAAGAAGCCCCGGAAAAGGCAAGCGCUUCACCUUAACAAUGUCCGGGACUGUCGUCAAUCAUGCAACAACGCACGUCUUGUACUUUAACGUAUCUUUAGCUCCAUCUCAGCAGUUGCAUGUGUGGAGGAUGUUCAGCAGCCUCCAGCCAAAUGGGCAGCGGAUGUUGACUGUCUUGUGGAAGCCUCCACCUCCAGAGGACCACAGUGACGAUGUGCAACAAUACAAAAUCUUUCUGGCUAAUGAUCAGAAACGGGAAGUGACCUGUCCUGCGACACCCAGCCAGUGCUCAGUUCAGGUAUCAGCAGAGGUUCAGGCACUUAGCGUCAGUGCUGUCACUUUAUAUGGGUCAUCUCCACCAGCGUAUUUGCCACUCACACACUCAGGUGUUUCUGGACCUGUUCUGAGAGAGUUGGCUCCUGCAGCUAGUGGCAGCGCUGUGCUCGUCUCCUGGUCGUGGUCAAGGCCCGAACACCAGGCUGCAACUGGAGGAGAACUGAUGCGCUAUGUGGUGGAGUGGAUAAGUGUACCUGCGACACAGCUGCAGUGGCAACAGCUGGACAAAAACCAAAACAACACGUCCAUCACAGGUCUGACUGCAGGUGUGAGGUACAAUAUCUCUGUGUAUGCUGUGACCACCAGAGGUGUCAGUGCUCCAUCAUCCGGCCUGGUCUACUCCAAAGAACAGAAACCAAAGUCUGGUCCCAACAUGGCCGUGCUAGUCCAUGAGGCCAGGCGGAUCCUGAUCCUGUGGGAUGAGCUGCCUGUAGACCAGCAGAGGGGCUUCAUCACAAACUACACCCUCCAUGUCAAGACGCUGGACUCCAACAGCGUAGAAUGGCGUGUGAUGCUGCCUGGCUCCGGCCCCAGAGAGAUGUGGCUGGACUGUCCUGAAGGAGCUCUGGAUCUGCAGCUGACUGCAUCCACCUCAGCAGGAGAAGGGCCGUGGGGGAUCAAGAUCUCCUCUCAGCCUGCAGCUCCUGCAGUUGGCCUGGUGAUUGUGAUUGUUUUCAUCUUUGCCCUCUUCAUAGCGAUCAUAGCCAACCUGCUGUGCUGGAGUUGUGUGAGGAAAAGGAUUAAACAAAGAUGUAUAUCCUGGGGACCUGCCUGGCUUGUUGAAAACCUACCAAAACCUGGAAACAGUAAUGCCAUCAGACUGCUGAAGCAGGACGACGGUGAACUAUCCUUCUCAUCCAGCCACAGUGACCCUCCGCUGUGCCCCAUUAGUUUCAUCUCCUCUGAGGAUAGGGACGACAUGUAUCCCAUCAUCCAUGUCAAAGUAUCCCAGACUGGAUCAGGACAACCCAUGGCAGAGACACCUUUAUUAGCAUCGGAUACCAGGACAGUGCUUGUUGACAGCCAGCUGGAUCAUGUCAGCUACAAACCUCAGAUUGCUACAUUGGCUCCACAAGGAGAGGAGGUGAAGGAGACAGAAGAGGAGCAAAGGGACACACCAGCAAGUGAGGAGGAGGACUUUUGUUCGAGUGCAUUUGGUGGAUUACUGGGAGGCUUGUUGUCCAGUGUGGAGGUGGAUUUCUCUGAUUCGCCCCUGGGACCCACUCUCAGCUCUGUUGGUGGCCUUUUGUGGCCUAAAACACCUGAAACAAGUGUCUUGAAUAGAGGCUUCUUAGCGGAGAGGAGGGGGACUGACUCUCCCUCUUUGGAGUUAGAACAGAGUGACAUAAUGACUCCUGACAUGGCCGACAUUUGUUUGUCUCAGUUUACCAUUGGAACAACUCUGAUUGGUGGUUACUUCCCUCAGGUAACUGCUGUCAGCAGCACGCCGCUCUGCGACACGCAGAGGUAGCUGCGAUGAUGGGAAUGACACAAACAGGACAAUCUGCACUACUAAACUGACUUUCAAGAGAGCAUUACUCAAGCACCACUUCACCUACUGUAUAAUGUUAAAAACCAAGUUAAUAAAGGGCAAAAAUGUAUAAAUCGAGUUUGAUUAAAGGACAUUCUAAUAAAUGUGUAGCAAUUC